UCGAUGUCAAUGCGCGAAGACGCGGAAACAGACGUGGCGGACUGCGGGAGGCCAAAAAUCCUUCACGUUUUCUUUUGCUGCCCUGGGGACCUCCGCAACCGCCAAUGCCACUUCAACAAGGCGACCUAUAACACAUACCCAUAGUCGGCUCAUACACCCAUAUACUCGCUGGCAGGGUAUCUCCCACCCGAACUGUCUCCGGAAAUCACCAUCUUGAGAAGGAAAGUCACGGACUUCUCCAGCAACGACAGCCGUUCAGAGAGCGGAGGUGGAUUUCCCAGCGUCGAAAAAGAGACUGUGCGGAAACCAAACACCACUUCAAUCGAAGGAGUGUUGCAGCCGUGUUGGAUAGCUCCACGCAUAUCCGCUGUCGGAUCACAGUUGAUGUCUAUCGAAAGAACUCCGCUGUCGCAUUUCCACCAAUUCGCUGCUCUGCGGAGCAGCAGGCCCCAAGAUGAUGGAGAGGUUGGAAAUCCCAUCCACCGCCGACAUGGCAUUGGCUUCUAGGCGUGGUGCAUAUACUUUGAGCUCACCUGCGGAAACGCCUACGAUUGAUGGGGCCAUUGCAGCCCGAGCGCCCAUACCCAAGGUUGUAAUAAGUGGAGGACUAGCCGGCUGCAUAGCGGACUGUAUAAUGCACCCUCUGGAUACGGUCAAGACUAGAAUGCAAAAGGAUGGAGCAUCGCCAGGAACAAGAAAGUACAAUGGAACGUAUCAAGCUCUGCGAACGAUCUAUUCAGCUGAAGGGCGAUCAGGACUGUUCGGGGGUUUCCGAGCCGCAGGAUCAGGGUCUCUAGCCGCCACUACCCUCUAUUUUGCAAGCUACGAAAGCCUAAAGCGAAAGUUCAUUGACGCCGACGUGAACGAGACAAUAAGCUAUUUCACUGCAGCAACUGUCGCCGAACUGCUUGCCUCGGUCUUCUACGUCCCAUCAGAGCUCGUCAAAACGCGGAUGCAGUUGCAGGGCAGGUAUAACAACCCCGAGAGCCUCUCGAGGUAUAAUUAUCGGUCGGAUAUGGACGCGUUGCGAAGCGUAUCGCGGGGAGGGAGCUUGUUUCAUGGAUGGGGGACAACGAUGGGGAGAGAUAUCCCGUUCACCGCCGCGCAGUUUACAUUAUAUGAAACCAUCCGCGGAUUCAUAAUACGAACCUACGGACCCCGCGGGUCCGGCGUCUCCGAAAUCGUCCGCUGCGACAUCAUCCCUGGCGCAUCAGCCGGUUUCGCAGCAGGCCUCCUAACAACUCCUCUGGACGUUGUCAAGACCUACCUCCAGACCCAAAGCAAGCAACACAGCAAGUUCCACCACCUCCACUCACCCUCCGCGCCACCGUUGCCUACCGCCAUACCGAUAGGAACAGUAGCAGCCGCAGCAGUGGCAACACCAUCACUACCAAAAUCAUCACAUCACCCAUAUUACGACACGGCGUGGAGCGCAUAUAAGGGCAUUUACCGCGAUAACGGCAUCAAGGGGUUAUUUAGUGGGGCCGUUCCGAGAGCUACAUGGACGGGAUGUCAGAGCACCAUUAUGUUUUUCUUGCUUGAGGCAUUUCUGAACUCGUAGGAUAGCUGCGUUCUCGUUGUAUUCGUAAUUAAUAGAUAAACAUAUUGCCGAAAUUUAGCGGAUGCGUUGUUGGCAGUCAAACGAAGCU
Messenger RNA from Fimicolochytrium jonesii, 1649 nucleotides. Its product is annotated as mitochondrial carrier domain-containing protein. Bases 455 to 1561 code for a protein of 368 amino acids. Gene Ontology annotation, molecular function: magnesium ion transmembrane transporter activity. The transcript has 5 exons. Gene Ontology annotation, biological process: magnesium ion export from mitochondrion. NCBI's taxonomy places the organism in Eukaryota, Fungi, Chytridiomycota, Chytridiomycetes, Spizellomycetales, Powellomycetaceae. The record is from RefSeq and is a predicted model, not a curated record.